AAGGAAGUAGAACUUCACCAGUAGACUAGGAAAACUACUCGGGAUGUCAGUGAAUGAAUGGGCUAAAAGUUUCUUGAUAUCAGAGGUGUAAACUCUUGUGCCUCUGGCUGGGAAGGUCAGCAAUGGCGUCGCAGUAUGUUUCUGCUAUCUCCUAUUUGGAAGCGGCUCAGCCUGGGUUAUUGACGCCGUUGUUUGGCGGGUCGAGCGCUGCCGACGACCGUACAGAAGAAGAGCAACUUCCGCUGCCUUCUGGAAGGAAUUCUGGUGGUCAAGAAGAGGAGAGUGGUCGUGAUGGAGUUGCUGCGAUUGGAGGACCUAAGAAACGACAUGCGAAACGUCCAGAAGACUUUUUUGCCGAGCUAGCAGCUUCACCAACAGGAAGACGAACGAAGGAUGUCGUGGCGACGAAACCGAAGGAGGCCGACGUGGAGGUGGAGAUACAACUGCCAGAAAAUAAAGGGUCGACGUGUGCAGCUGAUUCUUCACCGCCGAAAAGGUCUAGACCGCCAGAAAAAGGGUCAUGUGCAGCUGAUUCUUCACCGCCGAAAAGGUCUACACCACAAGGACCAUCUCUGGAUGAGCGCAACAUCAAGACUGCUUCUUCUACACCGAAAAUCUCGAAAGCAUCACCUGUUCUUUCCCGACUGGAUGCUCCUGCACAGCCUUCGCGUUCACCGCCGUUUGUGUUUUAUCGACGGCGCAACAAGAGGAAAGCCUCACACGGCGCAUUGUCGUUUCAUGUCGAGAGACGUUAAGGCUGUACCUAAUACAUCUUUGGACGUACUAUCCUUGAAACUACGUAUGGAGGAGUAUCCUAAGGGAAUACUCCCCCAUACUUUUCAAGGAUGCGCUUGAAAGAUGAACUACGGACAGCGCUAAAGACGGAGCAACUUCGUUUUUUUACCCGAGAAGCAAAGAACUGGAGAUGCAGCCGCAUCAUCUUCCUCUUCUUCCUCGUCCAGUUCGUCAAACGCUGGUGACAUUGGCGCUCCCAGCUCGUCAAGCGCUCCGGGAGGUGACGUUGGACCACGAUUGGAAAUAAAAAGCAGCGACGUUGGACGAGCUCCAAAUCAAGUUCCUGUUUUUAAACAACCAGUGAGUGAAGGAAGCCCCACCGCAAAUCCGAUACCAGAUCAAGUUCCUGUUGUAUCGUCGUCAUCAUCUUCCAAGAGCAGCUCUUACUCUUCCACCACGAGCUCAUCUAGUAUCCCUUCACGCGAUGACCUGGUCGCUCGCAUUGAGGCAGCGCGUGCAGGCACUACACGUCCACUUCGUUCGAAGUCCAAUGACACUUCUAAAACAACUAGUGUGAGUGCUGAGGGUCUUCGAGGAAGUGGUUGUAAUCUCCAAAGUACAGGUAAAAGUGCAGUGAUUGGCACGACAAUGUCUGGAAGGAUCGAGCAGCUCGCAUCAAAAGGAGCGAGGUAUGCCGCGAAGAAGGACGUCGCACGGGAAAAUGGUCCUGGCUUCAAGUUCAAGGUGCCGCUCUCUCAGCGUCCAGCGUGGCAAGACGUGGAUACUUCUUCGAGGCCACCACCUCAGAAGCUGCAAUCAUCUAAAAAUCCGCUAAGCCCAGACGCAAGGAUGGCGCUGGAAGACUGGUUUGUGGCAGCAGCUAAGAACACUCCUAGUGGACCGUCGCCAGAUUGGGGCGACGACGAUGAUGAUUCUGAUGAGGGAAAGCAGGGUGUAGCUAGAAUGAAGCUAAGGGGUCCUGAUCAUGUUGACAAGAAUGUUGCAAAUAACGCUUCAGAGAAUGUUGACGAUGCAGUUGUAGGGGAUCACGGAGAUGUGACACCAAGAGAACAAGAGGCGCGAGGACGAUCCGUUUCCUACGGAGAAGGAGGUCAUGAUAGUUGUCCUUCAAACAAGCUAGAAAGUGAUGUUGCAGCAAUGAAAACUAGUGAACAAGGACAACAACAUCAACUGGGAAAUAGGAAGAACAAGCUUGUUGAGCAGGGAGGAUUCACUUCGCCGACAUUCGGAACGCCUUACAUGCAGCAACUAUCCGGAUCGACACUGUCACCCUCAGUCACUGUAUCACCGACGCUCGCUGCACCACUGGUGAAUAUUGCCAUUCCUGGAUCUUCUACCGACAUGGAAGAGUUGAGAAAACAGAUCGCGGCACUUGAGAAACAAGUAAAGAAGAGUAGGAGUACUAGUUCGGGCUUUGUGGAGGAGGGCGCCGACAACGACGAGGAAGAGAAAAAUUCGUCUGGUACGAAUGAAAUUGGAAGUAGUGAAGGUAGUAGUGCGAAUCGUUCUAGAAACAGAAAUGCGAACAAUACCACAAAAAGCUUAUCUUCAGACGCACUGCCGCGGAGUAGCACAAGGUUAUCUUCAAACGCACGUUCUCUUGUUCGCGACGAGGAUUCUGAACACAUUCCUCCUAGAGAUAGUAGAGAUACACGUAGAACAGCCAAGGAAUACGCCAGUGCUGCGAAGUAUCAUUCGAUAGCAGGAGGAGAAUCGGAGCGUUUUUCGACAUCCCAAGUUCUCAGGCAGUCUCCGACUACGCGUGAGAACGCGUCAGAAGUUAGGCACUCUUCAACUACUCGGGACUCGUCGUCGCCGCUGGAGCGCGACUCCAGAGGAGUUUUCAGUCAAAAAACGCAGCGAGACGGUAUGAUGAAGGACUUCAUAUCUUCUGCAGACCCCUCCAUGCUCCGCGGCCUUUCUCAGCUAAUGCAGGUCUUAGGACUUGGGAACGCCGAUUCUAGACCUGGCCCUGGAGGGAUAGCCGAAAUGGAUAGUAGCUCCAUUGCAGCAGGUGCGAACCCACAGUUGGUACCAGCACCACACAACCAACACCCUCUGGGCCACAUGUUCGCGGCCUACGCGAAGGAGCAGAUGCCAGAAACGAAAACGAAUGAAAAGAGUGCUUCGACAACUGAACGGGAGAAUCUUCAAGAAGAAAGAAGUGGUAGUGCUGUCGGGGAUCGUGGUAACACUUCUGUCGAUGCUAAAAAUGGAAUGGGUGAGACAGCUGCCGAUCCUACUGUUGGAGGGAUGAUCACGUUUUUGGAUCCCUCGCUGGUACAGCGCGACAAGGAGAAUUUUCUGAGACAGGUGCUGUCUUUCGUCGGCGGCGAGAUGCACUCUCGAUUGCGGGACAAGGACGAUGAACUAACGCACUUGCGCAAGGUGCAUCGGGAUCAAGUUGAGGCUUUGGAGAAGGAGAUCCGCGAAAUGGCAGAGGAUUCUGCGCGACGAGAAACGAGGUAUCAGAGACACAUCAAAAAGCUGGACUUGCAGAAAAAACAGACGGAGGUGGAUUUACGCGAUGCUCGGGACGAGAUACAUCAACUCUCUUUAUCGGGACAAGAAGCACAAAAUCUGCGAAAGGAGAAGGACGAGGUGGAAGAAAAAUUUAUGGACGACACAGGAUCAGGGUAGUAGUGAGUCGUGAUAUUUCUUUGCCUACAAACACUGCCUAAGUAAUCACUUGUCUGCAUGGGGCCAAAAGGACUUGUAUUGGUCUCCUUUCACAGCAAUUCAUUACGUACCAAACACGAGGGUAGCGAUAGGACUCACCGAGGAAAACUGAAAACUUUGGAUUUUGCUGUCUAACUACUUGACUUGUGUACUCAAACUCUAGGUUUGUCUAAAAGUUGUGUCUCUUAUGUUCUUAGUAUCUGAAAAGUGUUAAGAUGUUCACUCUAAGUCUCAUUUUCUUCAAAAGUAUCAGCUUAGCUGAUGUUUGGCUGUCUUUUACUUGCUUUUUCUGAUGAAAGUCAAGUUUUGGUCAAAGCUUUGAUCAGGAAAUGAAUUUGAAUUAAAGUUGAUAAAAAACCUUUUUUUCGAGGAUUCAAGUUUGAAAUUCAAACUUUGAAGUCGAAACCAAGUAGGAAAGUGCAGUUUUGUGAGUGUGCAUCGAUGACUAGAUAGUACGCAUGUUUUUGGCCCCUAAGGAUUCUAGUACUACUGAGUUCGCGAUCCCCUGUGAUGCUCUUGUCAUCCCUCUUACCAACCUAGUCCCCCCCCUUUCAUGUAUCGGAGCAAGCGCCUGGAGACGUACGAAAAGAGCGUGAAAGAGCUCGAUCUGGAGUUGAAAGAGCGGGACAAGAGUCUAAGGGCACAGGAUGAUAAACUGCAGGAGCUGACUGCGCAGUGCGAGCGCGUAACCUGGGACAAACGGAAACUCGAGGAGCGAUUGUCGAAUAUGCUCAACAAUGGUGGUCGUGGUGCCACCGGAGUCGAGCACUUGCUUUCCUCUGAGAGCGGAGCUCUUGGAGGCGCGCAAGCCGGCAUUGGUUUUGUGCGAAGUCGCAGUGGAUCCCCCGCGAAACGAAAUCUGCAGAGAAUGGUGCCUCCUCUUCCUCAAUAUCAACAUGCUGAGUCCUCAGAGUCCUCUGCGGGACAAAAGACUCCUCCACCUGCUUCGCAUUUUACGUUUUAUAGCGAACCACAACAAGAUCAAAACGCGAAUGGGUAUCACGACCGCAACAAUGCUGGAAGAAGCACUACUGCGACUGCCAUAGCACUAGCACCUCCACAAACAAGUCAUAGUCAAGUACAAGUACAUGCAUCUUCUUCUUCCUUGGUGAUGGAGCGACUGCAACUAGAUCUGGAUCGAGAGCGACUGGAGAGUUCGAAGAAGCUAUUUGCGUUAGAGGGUGAGCGGGACAGGCUUGCUGCUGACCUGCGACGCGAGCGGGAGGACCGAGGAGACGAGUUGAGGCGCGAGCGGGAAGCGCGGACACGCGAGCUGGAGCAGGUCGAAGAAGGCUACCGUAAGCGGCUAGACCCGGCAAUAGAGCAGAAACAUCGCGAGAUCCAAGACGAUCUUAAAGAGCAGAUUCGGCUACUCAAAACGGAACUCCAGGACCGCGCGAGAGAGCUGUUGGAGGAGCAGCGAGAAGGAGGACGCUUGCGGAAGGCAUAUACGCGUCUGGAGCGCGAAAUGGAAUCUUUGGAAACAGAUCUCAUGCGAGCCCUCAGUGGCGGCGGCGCCGGCGGCGCAGGGGGUGGAAUCAAGAACAGUAUUAUGCCUUUGAAGAAAAAGAACUAGUUCAAGUCGUGGCGUGUAAUCGUUGUCUUCUUCGUACUCUAUAAAUCUAUCAACGAAAUGCUGACAUCAGUGAGUCCUCUACUAGGACAUGAUUUUGGAGACGUUUAUUUCAGUGUUGGUGAAUCGAAAACACAAGGAAGAGAUGCACAUCUUCUAAGUUUCAAUGGGACGAGGUCAAAAUGCUGAGUAGAGGUCGUGAAACCAUAGAUACGGGUGGAGGUCCGCGACAAAAAUUUCCUGGAGGACCCGAGAGACGCUUGAACCACUGCGGAGGAGAUGUGCAACACCAGAAUCAUGAUGAAAGAGUGCGAGCUCGCAGUCACAGUCCGCCGAGCAUGUGGCCGAAACCCAGAGGUUUUUCAAAGAACCAAGAAGGUGGUCCGCCACUGAUGUUUUAUCCCGAAGGGCUGGACACGGUACACGAAAGAAAGGUAGUGGUGCAGUUUUCGUCUUCCCCAACGGCAUCGACCUCAAGUCAGGGGGUAGAAGGUCUUAGUACAAGGCCACCGGUAUUUUAAGGCUUGCCCCAAUCCAUCUUCUGAAGCAUUUCAGACCUGUCCCAUAAGGGGAAAAUUAUAGGCCCAAGAUGAACCUCGCGAUGGAUUAGGGUGAGCUCUAAGUAUUGUUGUCGAAGCUGCGCCAAAACCCUUGGUUCUGGAAGCCCUCAAAAGCAGCAGCAGACGUCAUUCAGGUGCCCUUUUCUCCACGACACAAAAGGGCUGCUUCCGUAGAUUCAAGACAUGAAACCACUGGUCGGCAUGUACGAGUGGAGCAAGCUCCUGUUGUUCGUCGGCCGGCGCCUCUAAUGCGACGUAAGCCGAAUUCAGUACGCGAGGAUGAGAUUGCAGCACUUCAAAGAGAUCAACACGUAUGGUCCGCGACUUGUGCUACAACAAUAUCAAGUAGUAGAAGCAAGGACAACAAAACCAAAUUGAAUUAUCACAGUAGAUCUCUUAACCCAAAACAAGGGUGUCCGACCUCUGCGACGAUGGGUGCUGCGGUGCAAACUAGGGACGCAAGCCGUGCGAUCGAUGCCGUCAGAGAUUUACGGUUGCGUCUUAAUGCAGCCGAGUCCCGAGUAGCUCAACUAGAGGCAGCGGAGUGGCGGGAGAAGUCAAAUUCUGGCCUCGAGAUGCGGUGGAGGGAGAUGAAUGGCGAGAAAAGUGUCAGUCGUAGCAUAGAUGCGUUGGAGCAACAACGUGGAUAUGUUCCCACUGGUGCUGAUCAUGAGGCGAAUCAUGAUUACAAUUUUGCUCCUGAUGAUCAACUGCAGCUGCGUGAACAAGGUUGUACAACUUAUCUUGGUGCGCCGGAAGGGAGUGGAGCAUAUCAGCCUUUGCUGGACUAUCGGGCACGCACCCUGUCGCCACAAGCGUCUUUUCCGUUGGGCAGCAGGAGUCUCGCACCUGGUAAUCUUGCGUCCUCCUCGCGAAGUAGAAGAGCGUAUUCCCAAGAUCGAUAUUUUCCACAGACGAGGCAAUCUUCAGCUAGUGCAGGCUCAUCAUGGCGACAAUCAACUGUUCGCAGAGGAGAGUUGCUUACAGUGAGGCACCCGCAGAGAUUUGAUAAUAACAUCGCGAGUUCGACGUGUCGGAAAUUUGUGUCCUCCCCAACUAACAGAAACGGCAGGCUUCCGGCUUUUCGUGCGCGUGCUGCUGCGAUGAUGCAACGCCUGCGCAGUGGCAUAACCGACCUCACAUCGCAGCCCCGUCUUGCCUUAGAGCGACCAUCUUUGGAGUCGGGUUCUGGUAAUCCCGGAGGCAGUGUUGCAACAACGUCGUUGGUAUUUCCCGGUGGUCCUUCUGAAUAUGACGAGAAUUCCAGUGAUUAUGGGAGUAGGAAGAGACAGAGGCGGAGAAACGGUACUAGCCCUCCAUCAACAUCUGGCGGCGGUGGCCGUCUGGCUUUCGCAUUCUCUACGCCUGCGUGCCGCACACGCCUUGAUGAGUUGUACGAGCAGGAGCUGGACCGAGAGGAGGACGCCUUUCGAUCUCGCAUUCAGCGGUUCCACGAUGCUGAGCAGCGGGAAUUAGCAGACAUCGCGAAGCGAGAGACUGAGGAAGCGAAGAAAAUGGAAGAGCAGUUUGUCUUAGAACAAGAGAAACAACUGCAGCGCGAAGCCUCAAGACGGACGUCAAACAGUGUCCCUGAUUAUCUUCGCGAAGGUGGUGGUGGCGACAAUUCGUCGUUGACAGCAGCUAAGAAGGAGCUACGACAACCUCUGCUUGAGCUUCUUUCAGGGGCGGCCGUGAAAACUCCAGAUGGUGGAGGUGCAAAGUCGAUCAGCAAGCAGAGCAAGAACGUGCAGCCGCCGACUGUUCAGCAGCCGCCUAUGCACUUUGCCAGUGGAGGCAAAAAUGCUGCACAGCAGAGUUCCGCUUCUGGAGGUCCGCAGACUACGACGAAAAAUGUUGGUCUAGUCGUGGAUGGACUUUUAGGUCGCAAUUUGUCGACUUCUGAUGCGCGGGUCGCGAUGCAGCGACACAAGUUUGAGCUGCGCAAGCGGCGAGAGCUUGCCCUGCGGUUCGAUCCGGAGAGAGAGCGAGUCCGGCAGAAGCAUGACCAAGAGCGACAGCGCGUCUUGGACGAGCACGAAGGCUGGCUUGAUCGUUUUUCUAGACGGCGCAGUAAAGAGCUUCACAGCUUGCAUCAAGCGCUGGACGCGGACGUGAAGGCGCUUUAUACGCGGUUCUCCCAGCACUCGAGUGCCGAGCACAGUCGACACUUCGUAGCCUUGGCAGAAAAAACGGUCACCGAGCUGGAGGAGCUGCGGAGACUGCAUGAUCUGGAAGUUGAGAGUUUGGGCGAAACGAAUGCGAUCGCGAUAGCCGAAAAAGUAAAUGCGCAAACGGCGUCGACGACUGCCGAUUUGGAGCGGAAAGGAGAAGCGCGGCUCGAGGAGGCAGAGCGAAGACUGCAGGGAGAGAAAACGAGCCUAGAAAACGAGCUUGCACGAGUGCGGGCGCAGUUGCAGGCCGAAAAAAGCUGUACAGAGGAGGUCUUGCAGCUUCUAAAAGACCGCGAUUUCGCGGUAAAAGGAGGUGCGGAUCCGAAGUUGGUCACUGAGUUUCUCCUCAGUGUGCGCGCGCGCAGUACGCAGGCAGCGGAGAUGUCUCUGUUAGCUCACCAGGCGGGCGGAGGCGGAGCAGCAUGUAUCGGAGCAAGCUCUGGUUCUACUGCCACUGGAGGGCUGCCAUUAAUGAUCCCUGCUCAAGGAGGGCUAGCAGGCGCAACCCUAGUGCAAGUACUGCAGCCGGUGGGCACAGGAGGAACCAUGGUAAGAACAUCUGAACAACAGGAGCAGCAGCAAGGAAACGAAGAUGUUCCACUUGUAAAGAGAGGUGGAGUUGCAGCGUUCACAGCAGUUCUACCAGAUGGAAACAAGACUACCGCACCUGCUUCUUCCUCAUCAUCUUCAUCGAGUAAGGAAUCACGCACGCCGGACGCGAAGGAAAAGAAGACUAAGAAGAAGAAGAGAAAAGGCUCUACAGGAUCAGACGAGUCUGCUGGCUCAGAUCAUAAUGAUGAAGCACCAGAGGGCACAACUGAGGGUAAAAAGGCGUCGAAGGCAAGGAAGAAGGACAAGAAGCAAAAGACGAAGAAAAGCAAGAAGAGCCGUCGUGCUGACAGUGCGGAUGAACGAGAAGAGGAAAGUCCCGGUAAGAGUCCACGUCCUUCUCCUCGGGCAAACGUCGGAGACGCAGCAUCAACAGCGCCAAGAGAUAAGGCUGAGCCUGAACAAGGUUCAUCACCCUUUUCACGAAGAAAGGCUGAGCUUGAGGUUGAUUUUCCCACCUCGUCUUCUAACUCUCUUCCCCCACCUCCAAGACGUCGUAAUGAAGAGAUGGUUGAGGAGGAGCCUAAAGCUGAAGCUACCUCGUCUUUCAAGUUACCACCUGCUGUCGAAAUGUCAGCAUCAACAUCUUGUUUCGUAGCGUCUCCGGUCCGUGCUGUGCAACCCUCAAACAGUGCACAUCAAUUGAACGGACUGAUGCUCUUGUCGCCUGUGGUCACGUCGAUGGCGCAGGUGCAGGCGCCGCCGCAGCCCGCUCCACGGCCUUCUCUGACUGGUGGCUUCGCGGGCAUCGACCGGGAGAAGGAAGUGCAAGGCCUGUAUAAACAACUAGGGAAACUGCAAGAGGACUUGGCGAAGUCGAACGCAGAUGAGGCAAGAACGGAGAUGGACAUGCGGAGAGCUGAAAAUGCAGAAGCCAAAAAGGAUGUGCAAAUGCUGGCUCUAGUAAGAAGAGAGCGCGACCAAUUGCUGCAGCAAUUGCGGGAGGCGCAAGCUGAGACGCACAAAAGAGAUCUAGAUUUGCUCUCCUUUUCACGCGUCCAAAACCGAUGUGACGAGCUCGAUGCGGAAAAGGCGGCGUUACAGAAAUCCUUCGACGACUUGACCGCAACGUUGCGCACGACACGAGAGGAAGCGUUUGAGAAGUUGAUGGCAGAGCGGAAAAAGCACGAAAAGGACGUUGAGCAACGCUUGUUCGAUGCGCGGGAGCGUCUUCGCGCCGACUUCGAAGAAGAUCUGGAGAAUCUGAAAGAGAAACACCAUCACGAAGUCGAAAGUUUGCAAGAGAAGCUGCAGACCACCGAAGCUGAUCUGGCCAAGACUCAGGAAAUGCUGAGAGCCGCCGCCGUGCUGGAGAGCGCCGCAGACGCCGCUGUGCUGCAGAGUGCAGUGGGUGGAGAUGCUGCGUCUGCGUUGCAAAGUGUAGUUGGUGCAGCUGCGACAGCAACAGCUUCUAGUAAUGGAAGAGGAGAAGGACAUCAGGGUUCGGUUCCACUUGGAGCCGGGGCCCUUGUCUCACAGGUGCAGUUGCAGCAGCUUGUUAGCAACAGACAAAGGAUGUUGAGCCACUUUGGUGCCACCCAGAGAAGCCCACAGCGAGAUCUCUUUGAGAAGAGGACCGGAAGCGGACUCUUCACUAACGACGUACUGGGCGGAGGCGGGUCAUCUGGUUCUUCCUUCCAUCUCCCGUCUUCUAGCAGCAGUAGCGCUUCGUCAGAGAGCGGUGGGCGUCGAGAGAAGAGAGACAAGAAUGCUAGAUCGUCUCAUGGAGAGGGCAAGUCGCCGUCAAGGUCAAUUGGAGGUGGCAGACAAGUUGGAGCGAAUGCUAGCGCAGGAAUGCAGACUUCAGAGCCAAUGGCACAGGCAGAAUUGAUCGCCAAACUCCAGGCGGAAGUCGGCGCAUCUACAGCGGCACUGGAGCAGGAGCGAGCGAAAAGAAUGCAGGAGGAGCAGUUGAGCGCGAUGCUGAUGACUCGCGAGCUCGAGGAAAUGCGAGAACAGUUAAGGGCAUAUUACCGUGAGAACCCAUCUUGUUUUACUUACACUAUCUUUUAUACUCCUGCUCGUCUUUAGUAGUAUUAGUUUGUACUUGUUGAAAACCUGUAGUGAAAGAUGUUCUAAGUAGAGCUGAAGAAGUGCUCUUAUCUGCAUUUUAGUUGUGAUAGACAGAUACAAAGUCUGAGGCAUGACACGUAGACACAUUUCUAUCUCGAGGUUGCAUCUAGUGGGAGACUCAGAGGACGCUCUUUAUCGCUUUGGAUUUGGUUUCGAGACACGAAGUUUGAAUUUGAAACUUGAAUUCUCGAAAAAAUUGUUUUUUAUCGCUUGCAAUUUGAAUUCAUUUUCUGACCGAGAGCAUUUCUCCUGAUCAGCUUUGACUCAAAUCCUUUCUGCUAUCUGCCACGUAUUCGAUCAUGUCAGUACCAAAUGGAUCUGUACAGGCAAUAGUAAGUUUGAAGUGUUUCUGACAAGUUUUAGAAUAGUGACAUGAACUCUUCUUAGAAGUUUUAGGUCAUCUUAGUGUCCCAGAUGUUUCAGAACUGAGUUUAACUUCUGAAAAUGGUAGUUAUAGGUGAUAGUCUAUGUUGUACAAGUUGAAGCUGUUACAUCGGAGGACUCUAGGUCACACUAUUCGAUGUAACACCACUAGUUUUUUAGAAUUUAGAGUCUUUGGAUCUGCAUCCUUCAUCAAUAACAUGAUCAUCACACUUCCCAGUGAUAUACGUUUUCCUUCAUACAUUUCCCAGUCAGAUCCGACCCGGGUUUUCCGUAGUGGUUAUUAGAAUAUUUACAUCGUGUUGUUCAACUGCAUCGUAUGUAGUCCCAUCUUCUUGGUACCUCUAAAACAAGAAGCGAAUGAUCAAGCUGCGAAGCUAGCGGCAAAAAGAACAAAGGGACACGAAGAUGCCGACUUGAUUUCUCGCAUAGAGGAGGUUCAGUCGAAGACGAGGAACCGUGGUGAGCAUGGUCCUGGCAGUAGCAGUCGUGGCUUGUUACUGGACAAAAAUCUAAAGAGUGUGGCGCCUGUCCUCGGAGAAGGCAGUGCCAGCGACUCAUCAUCCGCCAGCAUCAGUGAAGAUCAGCAUCGAAAAGAAAACGUAAUACGAUUGCAAAGUCUCAAGGAAAAGAAGAGUGCAAGUCGGCGCGAAAAAGAACGGAGUCGAAGACGGGAAGGCUCAACUGUUGCUGCAAGGAAGGCAGAUGUUGAUAUCACCCACGGCGUCGAUCUUCAGGACCGAGCAAACGCGACCUUCAACGAGAAGGUGCAGUUCGUAGACACGAAAAGCGUAAAGGAAAACGCUUCCACGAAAACGGCACCAGCCUCGAGUCCAGCAGAGGAGCAGGCGGAGGAGCAGGGAAGUCUAGCGAAGUCGUUCUUGCGUUUCUUCGGUAUAGGGUACACAGAACCGGACGAAGAUACUAGUGGCUCAGACACCAGCAUCGACGCAAGUGUACUCAGGAGUAGUGAUGCAGAAGGGGAGGAGGACAGUGAAUCGUCGUGGCUGGAUGAGAUAGAGGGCUCGCUUUCCUCGAAAAGAGAUGACCUGCCUGCUUUCUUCUUCAGUCCAGAUCCUAAGGAUGGAAGUCGUAGAUCUGGUACGAAAUCUUCAGCGAGAAGUGAGGCUAGCGCGGGCGACCGAACAGAAUACAACAAGCUGAUGGCUCAUUUGAAGAGACCAGGCGAUGUCGAGGCUUCCUCAGUCUCUGCUGCGGGAAGCGGAGGUGUCUCGGGAAGCGAUAUCGAUGCGGUCUCUGGCUCGGCAAUAAGUGCGGCAUCUAGCGCAGUCUCGCAAUCAGAAAACGGGGAGUCGGAAGUCCCAUCUGGCGUACGAAAAAAACAACCCUCUUCGCGAGGUUUUGCUUUUGCGGUUGAAGAACCUCCCGUAACUGUUGUGACGUUUUUGCAAUCAUCAGAGGACGACGAUUUUACACCGUCGGACGUAUCAGGCGUGUCGCAUCAUCGCAUGGAACCUCGUGUCAAGGAGCCAUCAUCCGCAGCGAGUCCUAGCAAAGUGCCUUCGACUGGUAGUAGUAAAAGGCCGGCCGCUGAGGGUCGUGGGUCAGCGAAUCAAAAUCAUGUUCCUGAAGAUUCAGUACUGUCGUCCAAAGGAGCUAAUGUGACUCUAGAUGUUGAAGCUAUAAUCGCGCAAGAAUCUCGCACAUCAUCAAGCGGUGCGAAGGCAUCAUCUUCAUCGCAGCAACGAGCACGCGGCAACGAGCAACGAGCAGCAGCUUCAUCGAAGACGAGCGGCACAAAUCCUGGACGAGAAGAUGGUCCGCAGCAGGUGGUGUCCAGUAAGGGACACGCCGUACGAUCGCAAAGUGUACGCGACCAAGAGCCCACGAGAAGGGAGCAGUCGGCUAAGAUCGCGAGCGAGUCAGCUAAAAACAUAUCUGAAGGAUCCAAUAGACCGCAGAAAGAAACAUCACUCAGGUCGGGCUCCCGUGGCACUGCCAGUCGUGGAGACAAAGCGAAAAUUGUGGGAGAGGAGAUUGAAUUUGCGAGAACCAUCGGUCCAGGUGACCCUCUCCUACAUCAGCAGAAUCAAAAGCGCAGUGCUGGCAAAUCUUCGACUCAAAGCAGUAGUGUCUGGAGAAAAGAGGUGGAUGCGCCCAUUAUGAGUUCUUCUCUAGCCGGCGACCUCAAUAUUGAAGUGCAAAACGCACUGAAAGCGGCACUGUCGGGGGCCGACACCUCAAGCAGAACGGCGUUUGCUGAGCGCUGGGGAGCAGUGGUGACGGACGAAGAAAGGCAUGCAUUGCUCGACGACUUGGCGACGAUCUUGAUCAAAGUGUCGGACGAGGACAUGCGGUUGCUGGCGAGGGAAGUGCCAUCGCUCUUCGAAGUGUCUCGAAUGCAAAGGGAUGCCGGCAGCGGUUUGACCACAACCCACAGCAACGUGUCGCCACUGACCUGUGCGCUGCGCACAGUGGAGGCAUUGCGCACGAAGUUGAACGAAGCGGCAGUUGUAGUCAGAAAGCGUUCGAAGAAGACGCGGCAAGGGGUAGCAGCAGUGAAGAAGCUGAAGCAUGCUUUAGUCAAAAAUCGAGAGAAACGUAAAGCGCUGCAGCAGCGAGCGCAGGUAGAUUAUGAGCAAAUCGCUCGUCGCAUCGAAGCUACACUCGCAAAAGGGAGCGAGGACUCGGUAAUACGAGCCUGGGUGGCAGCAAAAACGCACGAAAUACACACAAAAUCGCAGAAACUAGAGCAAGAUCGCAGGCAGUUCGAGGAGGCCCAGCUUCGAUUUGAACUUGAUUUUCGUGCUGCACAGGAGAAAUUAUGAACAGAACGUUGAUGUUCAUGUUGUCACUUGAGGAGUCUAAAGUAUGUAACGAUAAUGAAGAAACGUUUCAAAUUUGCAUGUAGUAGUAGACUCGAACGCUUAUUAUUUGAAAUGUGCUUUGGGUUUGGUUUGGAGACAACGAGAAUUCGAGUUUCAAACUCGAAUCCUCGAAAAAAUGGUUUUUUAUCGCUUGCAAUUUAAAUUCAUUUCCUGAUCACGAGCUUUUCUGCUGAUCUGAAUUUGACUCUUGUCUGCUAUCUAGCACUUGUUUGGUCAUGAUGUUACUAUUAAAUGGGCCUCUAUUGGCAAUAGCAGGUGUAUUGAAGUGAUAUCUAGAAGUUUGAGAGUAGUGAUAUCAUCUUUUCUUAGAAGUUUACAGAAGUUUUAGGUCAUUUUAGAAGUUUUAGGCCAUUUCAGUGUUCACGAUGUGUCAGAAUUGUGAUCUACAACUGAGUUUAGGAUCUAAAAACGGUAGGUAGUACAUAGUUUAAGGAGUAUAACGUCCUACACUGGAGCAUUCUAUGGUGCAGUAAGUACUUUACAGUCUAGCAUAGUCUGCAGUAAGUACUUUAGCUCUGCAUAGUUCAUCAGUGGCAUUAUCAUCACAUUUUCUAGUGGUGUUAUGCCUCAUAUUCUCCAUUCCUUAAUCGUUCUCCGAAGUGGAUAUUCCCACGACAUGCUCCUUUCAUAGUCGGGCGACAGCGCGCAAAGGGAGCUAACACGACUACAAACGCAGCUGGCUGCGGAGAGCAAGCAGCGAGCGAAGGAGUGGAAAAGCCUGCGAAAGGAGAAGGAAAGUAAUGAAACUGCACGAAGAGAACUAGAAGUCGCUUCCAAAGUCAAGGAGGAGGAGAUCGUGUCCUUGCGUGAUAAGGUGGUCGCUGCAGCUGCCACAAAAGUGGAGCUAGAGCAGCGUAGCAAAGAACUAGAGACGACGAAGCAGUCACUGACAGUCGUAGAAGCUGAAUGCGAACGUCUGCAGAGGGAAUUACUCGCGACACAAAAUUAUGAAACAAGUGUUAAUACAACUCCCUAAAAUCUUUACCUACUACGUCCUCCUCACAAUUUGGAUGAUAUUCCGAUAGCAAGCGUGGCUGAGGGUCCAUAUCUUUUUUUAUAAACUUGACACUUCUUCUUCUAAGAUGCAGCAGCGCGGCAACUUCGAGCUGUGUCGGAGGUGGACAGCCUGGCAGAGCAGACGGAGCGCAACCUGAAUUUGCAGGAACUGUUGCGCGUCCAGGAGUUGGCGCUAGGGCGUGCUGCACAGAGGGAUGCUGAUGAGCUGCGGGAGUUGGAGAAUCUCGUGCAAUCGGCACAUCGCGGUCUCCACACUUCCCUUCUGCCGGGUUUCGAAGCACCUGAUGAAGCCGAGGGAGGACGAGGACUGGAUGAUGUUGAGGAGGAAGAUGGUGAUGAGGAAGAAGAUGGCUAAGGCUAGUGCUGUAGCCGUAAAACAGAGACUGAUGUGAAUAUUUUUCGAACAAGUUGCCGACGCGUAUUAUACCUAGUAGACUCAUUGUCAAUACAAACCAGACUGGAAACCAUAUGUCUCUUUUGUGGAAAAAUUCUUUAACCCCUAUUCGAAUCGCACUUGAACUUAAUUGGUAUUCCAAUCGCAAUUGAACUUAAUCCGUAUUCCAAUCGCAAUUGAACUUUUUUUUCUGUUUGAAGUUCUUUGUUUGAAGUUCCUAGAAAUUCGAACUGUGAUGUCUGGAGCAAAAAGAGAGGUUGAAGUGCUUUCUAUAC
This is a messenger RNA of Amoebophrya sp. A25, 15337 nucleotides long. The record is from the annotation of a GenBank genome assembly. Lineage: Eukaryota; Dinophyceae; Syndiniales; Amoebophryaceae.